This is a messenger RNA of Pipistrellus kuhlii (Kuhl's pipistrelle), 7912 nucleotides long. It is a transcript of the gene MGAT5, whose product is annotated as alpha-1,6-mannosylglycoprotein 6-beta-N-acetylglucosaminyltransferase. Gene Ontology annotation, cellular component: Golgi apparatus. Lineage: Eukaryota; Metazoa; Chordata; Mammalia; Chiroptera; Vespertilionidae. The record is from RefSeq and is a predicted model, not a curated record. Bases 340 to 2565 code for a protein of 741 amino acids. Gene Ontology annotation, biological process: protein N-linked glycosylation. The transcript has 18 exons. Gene Ontology annotation, molecular function: alpha-1,6-mannosylglycoprotein 6-beta-N-acetylglucosaminyltransferase activity.
GGUGGCCCCGGGCGCGAUCCAGCCUGGUAGCCGCGCCGCAGACUCCCGGCGCCGCAACUCCGUGUCCCGCUCCGCCUGGGGCCCUGCGGGGACAGCGAGUGGAGGGUGCUCCUGGCUGCUGCCCGACAAGGAGGUAGUUCCCAUGUGGUUGCAUCAUCUAGACUUUGAAACCAGAUUACCUGGGUUUAUACUCCAGCUCCUCCAGUGACCAGCAGGAUGGAAGAGAGGAGAGGAAAUCGGCAGACACAGGAGCCGGAGUGAGAAGGCCGAGCCCACCAUGAGCCCGGUCUUCCCUUCUGCGCUUUAAGAGCCAGCAGCAGGUGAAGUCGCUGGAGAGCAAUGGCUCUCUUCACUCCUUGGAAGUUGUCCUCGCAGAAGCUGGGCUUUUUCCUCGUGACUUUUGGCUUUAUUUGGGGUAUGAUGCUCCUGCACUUUACCAUCCAGCAGCGGACUCAGCCCGAGAGCAGUUCCAUGCUGCGUGAGCAGAUCCUGGACCUCAGCAAGAGGUACAUCAAGGCUCUGGCGGAGGAAAACAAGAACGUUGUGGAUGGGCCGUAUGCUGGGGUCAUGACUGCUUAUGAUCUGAAGAAAACUCUCGCUGUGUUGUUGGAUAAUAUUUUGCAGCGCAUCGGCAAGUUAGAGUCGAAGGUGGACACCCUUGUCAUCAAUGGCACAGGAACAAAUUCAACCAACUCCACCACUGCUGUUCCCAGCUUGGUAGCACUUGAGAAAAUUAAUGUGGCAGAUAUCAUUAAUGGAGCUCAAGAAAAAUGUGUAUUGCCUCCUAUGGAUGGCUACCCCCACUGUGAGGGGAAAAUCAAGUGGAUGAAAGAUAUGUGGCGCUCGGAUCCCUGCUACGCAGAAUAUGGAGUGGAUGGGUCCACCUGCUCCUUUUUUAUUUACCUCAGUGAGGUUGAAAAUUGGUGUCCUCGUUUACCAUGGAGAGCAAAAAAUCCCUACGAGGAAGCUGAUCAUAAUUCAUUAGCAGAAAUUCGUACGGAUUUUAAUAUUCUCUACAGCAUGAUGAAGAAGCAUGAAGAAUUCCGAUGGAUGAGGCUGCGCAUCAGGCGCAUGGCUGAUGCAUGGAUCCAAGCGAUCAAGUCCCUCGCAGAAAAACAGAAUCUUGAAAAGAGAAAGAGGAAGAAAGUCCUGGUCCACCUGGGCCUCCUAACGAAGGAGUCUGGGUUCAAGAUUGCGGAGACAGCGUUCAGCGGCGGUCCUCUCGGUGAAUUAGUGCAGUGGAGUGAUUUAAUUACAUCGCUGUACUUACUGGGCCAUGACAUUAGGAUUUCAGCUUCACUGGCUGAGCUCAAGGAAAUAAUGAAAAAGGUCGUAGGAAACCGAUCUGGCUGCCCCACUGUAGGAGACAGAAUCGUUGAGCUCAUUUAUAUUGAUAUUGUAGGACUCGCUCAAUUCAAGAAAACUCUUGGACCAUCCUGGGUUCAUUACCAGUGCAUGCUGCGCGUCCUGGACUCUUUCGGCACCGAGCCGGAGUUUAACCAUGCCAGCUAUGCCCAGUCCAAAGGCCAUAAGACCCCCUGGGGAAAGUGGAAUCUGAACCCGCAGCAGUUUUACACCAUGUUCCCUCACACCCCAGACAACAGCUUCCUGGGCUUCGUGGUGGAGCAGCACCUGAACUCCAGCGACGUCCACCACAUCAACGAGAUCAAGAGGCAGAACCAGUCCCUCGUGUAUGGCAAAGUGGACAACUUCUGGAAGAAUAAGAAGAUCUACCUGGACAUUAUUCACACAUACAUGGAAGUGCAUGCCACCGUUUAUGGCUCCAGCACGAAGAAUAUUCCCAGUUAUGUGAAAAACCACGGUAUCCUCAGUGGGCGGGAUCUGCAGUUUCUUCUCCGAGAAACCAAGUUGUUUGUGGGCCUUGGGUUCCCCUAUGAGGGCCCAGCUCCCCUGGAGGCCAUCGCAAAUGGAUGUGCUUUUCUGAAUCCCAAGUUCAACCCACCCAAAAGCAGCAAAAACACAGACUUUUUCAUUGGCAAGCCAACUUUGAGAGAGCUGACAUCUCAGCAUCCAUAUGCUGAAGUUUUCAUCGGCCGGCCACACGUCUGGACUGUUGACCUUGACAAUCAGAAAGAAGUGGAGGAUGCAGUGAAAGCAAUUCUAAGUCAGAAGAUCGAGCCGUACAUGCCGUAUGAGUUCACGUGUGAGGGGGUGCUACAGAGAAUCAACGCCUUCAUUGAGAAGCAGGACUUCUGCCAUGGGCAGGUGAUGUGGCCGCCCCUCGGUGCCCUGCAGGUGAAGCUUGCUGAGCCCGGGCAGUCCUGCAAGCAGGUGUGCCAGGAGAACCAGCUCAUCUGUGAGCCGUCUUUCUUCCAGCACCUGAACAAGGACAAGGACCUGCUGAAGUAUGAGGUGACCUGCCAAAGCUCAGAGCUGGCCAAGGACAUCCUGGUGCCCUCCUUUGACCCCAAGAGCAAGCACUGUGUGUUUCAAGGUGACCUCCUGCUGUUCAGCUGCGCAGGCGCCCACCCCAGGCACCGGAGGAUCUGCCCCUGCCGGGACUUCAUCAAGGGCCAGGUGGCUCUCUGCAAAGACUGUCUAUAGCGGCCACCAGCCAGCCCUGCACACACUCUGCUGGGAGCAGCGGCUCCAGCCCUGUCCUGGCAGAGCCUGGGGGCAGGCGUCAUUCAGGGACUCUCGCCAGAGCCUGAACUUUUUGGUGGAAGAUUUCGAUGUGGUAUCACUCCUGCUGUGGUCAGCGCAUCACAGUGGCAUUUUCACCAAAACCAAAGGCAGGCCAGCAUCAGGCCAGGAGCCUGGCUGCUCUCCCUGGCACAAGUUUAUUUUUUGAGGAGCAGCUGCAGGGAGAAUCCCUCGAUGCACUUGCUCCAGGGUAGAGCACGAAUCUCAAGAUUCAUUUAAAACAGAACAAAACCAGAGGGGGAACUGAGCUGGUUGGCAAGAACUUUUUAGGAACAUUCCUAAAUCCAUUAACUUAUUUAUUUGGGAGGGGGAGGCUACCAGGGGAGGGCAGAGAGGGGCUGAUCACAGGUCUUGUUUCUUUGAUUUCUCACUGUUUACCAUCCACCUUCACUGUAAUAGUUUUCUGGCCCCAUCAGGGUGGUGCCAGAGGGAGAGGAGGGGAGCGCCGUGGGGAUCUAGCUCCUCAAAGCAGAUGGCGGCAGAGAAGAAAAUCUUGUGUGCGCUUGGUGGUAGCUACAGAACAGGCACCCCCAGGUGUGGGGGGACAACCCAGCCAGGGAACGAAGUACAUGAUUAGGAAAUUGACAGCUGGUGGUUGGUGGUAAAUCUCGAAAGGCAGGACCAGGGCCAAAAGAGCUACCCUUGGAUGUAGCUGUGGUGUUUACCCCUUACAAGCGUUGUCUUUGAGCUGGGAGUGGAUGAGUGAGCUGGUCCCUGUGGCCUGGUGUCACACUGGAGCUGGGAUGCAAACUUUGGGCUUGCGUUACAUUCCUUCGAAUGCCUGGAACCUCCAUAGCCCAGGGAAUGGGGCUCUGGGCGAACUUGAUGUUGGCUGGGGGAUCAGGGGCAGGCCAGUGUGAAAAUGAGUCACUGUCCUGGUGGCUCACUUGGGUGGGGAUGGGGUGGCUCGCAGCCAGGCACCAGUAUUUUGAGGUGUGAGCCAGUUGGCAGCUUGGCCUGGUCAGACUCACUGGACCCCCUUCCAGCCCCUGCGCUCUGCUUUGCUGGGUUCCCCGCCUCCCCCGGGCAGUUGCAAUGCUUUGGGUAUGUUUCCUGGCAUCCCCAUGCGGUAAGAGUCAGCCCUCUCUUUCCUCUUCGUCUCCCUGUUAUGAGUAGUUGGGGUCCACCCAGCCCUCAGUGGUGGCAUGGCCUCCCAGCACCCUGCAUGCCCUCCCGCAGCUGCCCAGCCUCGGCUGGCAAAGAGCUGGUACGAUGAAUGGUGGAUGGGCCUCUGAGAAGUGAGACUAAAGGAGGGACUCUGUUUCAGGAGGACAGAGGGAGUGUGGAGCCUCUACGUGUGGGGAGUUAGAUUCUACCUGCUUCUCAGUUCUUCCUUCGUGCAUAAAUAGCACCACAUGCACAGCCUGCCUUUUUCACUUUGACUCUCAAUGUGUCUGAAUCCCAGCUCCAAUCCUAGGGAACAGAGGGUGUCAGAGGGGAAGCACCUACAACCCCUCAGGUGACCCCUGAACACAUGUGCAAGGGAGAGUGCUGAUGGGAGGCCAAGGCCCAGCAGCAAGGACACAAGAAAGGAAACCUUGUUUUAGGAUGUGAGUGAGUGAAUGAGUGAAUAUGGGUAUAUGUGUUCUUUUAAGAUUUGCAAGGGCAGUUGCCUGCAGUAGGAGGAGAAAUAACUGUUAGGAAUUGCUGUUCUCUGAAUGGUCCUCUUGGCUGCACCCUAAAUUGUGGAAAUUGGCUUAAGCUCCCAGGCCUACAAUUCCUGGGCCUGUGCUGCCCUCUCCCGGACCCUCGCUUCCGAGGGUGAGGAUGUCAGUGCAGGCAUCUGACCAGCAGGGGGCGCCUGCGGGCCGAGACCGAUUUCCUAAGCUCAGCAACCCAGUUUGCAGAGAACUGUUUACUAAGCCAGCACAGGGGCUCAGAAAGUGUGGAAACUAGGAAGCUACAUUCUGUGGAAAGACUCGAUCCUGCCUUGUAUUCCAGAAGCUUCUAGGAUUGCUUGCUGGCUGCCCGAGCUCAGGGCCUCCCCCUCUUCCCACUCUUGUCAGGACUCUCAGCUUAGGUGCCCACGGGGGCACUUUCCUCAUUAGGUCCCUCUGCUCCUGCCAGCCCAGUGUUGGUGGAGGUGAGGCAGUUCCAUGGGUGGGAGAGGGGGGGCAGAGGGGAAGAGGGGUCUGCUGCUCCUGGGCACACUGAUCUGCACCCCAGUUGUUGAAGGCUUUAUCGAUAGAGGCAGUGAUGUUGGACAAAUACUGGCGUCCAGCCCCCUCUAAACUUGGCCCAAGUCAGGUCAGUGGUCCACAACCAGUGGGGACGUGAUUCCUGCCUGCCCGCCUUGGGCAGAGGGCGCCUCAGAGUGUGGGCAGUUUUUCCUAACAGAGUCCUGAGCUAACUUGUGGUUGGAGACCCUUCCACACUGGGACCUGUGCCAGGACCCCUGUCUCCCUGGCUAUGAGCACAUGCUGCCUGGGCUGAAAGUUUUUGUACAUUUUUUCCUCAGUGAAAUCUGGUGUUUUCCCCCCACUGUGAUUUUAAGUUCCUUAAAAAACAAAAAAACAAAAACAAAACUUGAGGGAAAACAUUUAUCUAAUUUAUUAAGAGAGAGAAAGCCUUCCUUUGACAUGUAAACACUUUCAGGAGUAAAAGCUUCUAAAGGAGAAACACUGCUUUUAAUGUCAGUGGACACCUUGUUUACUCUGUGUAUGUAAUUGGAUUUGCACUUGAACAAAGGAGAGGUUUUUUGCAUUUUUGCUUAAGUUGAGUUUCUGUCGCUGCGUAUAGUUUGCCUUUUUUGUGUUUGCUGUAUGUUUGGAAAUAUUGUGAAUCUGUUUGAUAUUUAUUGUUUCUCUGAGGUGCCUUUUCUCUUUUCUUUGGGGUUGCUUUUGGAACCUGCUGCACUCCCCCAGCUUGGAGACAGGACCUGUCCUGUGUCACUGUGGACUCUCAGGGCCCAGAAACGCCCUUCCAGCCCCUCGGCCAGCACGUAUAUGCACAUACACCCCCCUCCAGACAAGCCCACACCGUCCCAGGCCGCUUGGUCACUUCUGGGUUUGGGGACUGCUGCCUGCCCCUUGGCCCAGGCUCCCUGCCACCUGGCACAUGGUGAGGUGUGGCAGGGCAGGCGCCAGCCCUGGCUGAGGAGUUGCACUGUAAGGAAGCAGGGCCUGCUAAGCUCCUGAGUAGCACUGGCCCCCAGACACAUCAUGAAGGGAGAGGGAUGUGCACACCCUUUUGUUCCGUAGUGAGCAUGGGGUUUCAUAACUGUGACCACUGGUUUCAUCUGGAAGGAGAGCCCGUUUCGCUGGUAGUGCAGGCAUGGAUUUGACAGGCUGAUUGAAACUGCUGUUCACGGGCAGGUUUUGUUUGUGGACCAGACCAAGGCAGGCCACCCACUCUCCACGGUGGCUUACCUGGAUUGUGUAUGUAAUUAGCACAUGACCACUCCCUUCCCUGCCCCCAAACUUUUUGGUUUUUUGAAAGUCUAUUUUGCUAACGACAGGCUCUGUUGCACGUGUUGCUACCCGAAGCCUAGACUUUUAUUUAUUUAAAAACACUUUAAUUUUCACAUUGGCUUCAUUCCUCUUCCACCCAUCCCCGCGGGCCCACAGCGUUUGUGUGUGAAGAGCUGAUGGGCACGGAGACUCAGCUUCUUUAGGAAGGUGGGAUGUCCUAAAGCUGAGGGCCAGUCCCUCUCAUUCCUGUUGGCUUCAACAAGAAGUGGAAAGCCAAGUUUUUAUAGCAAAAGGCCAAACUAGCUGUAGUCUCAGAUGCAGAAAAAAAAAUUAGUAGCUCUCUUAGCACUUAGGGGUUUUGUGAGGAUUCGGUGUUUAGCGGUGUCUGGCACAUAGUAAGCCCUAGUAAGUGUUAAACAUUAUUACAUUUUACAAAAUUUGAGAAAUAAAGAGCUGCACUCCUUAUCAGUUGGUUCAAAAGUCACACCUACAGGACUCUAUUAUCCCAGGUUGACGGACUGUUGUGGGAUUUACCGGUUGGCGUGUGUAAGUCCCACGCCCACCCUGUGGCCGGAACGUUGCCGGAUCCCUGACUGCACUGACUGAUUGGAAAACAUGCCUGGCUUCAGCCCCAGACGAAACGAGGCUGCGGGAUUUGCACACGGGUGAUCUUUGGCUCCCUGCUGGGCCUCACCCCAGUGGUGUCUCCUGGACCAUUCCAGAGUUUUUCCUUGGGGAACUUUUUGAGCUAGAAAUUAAGGUGAAUUUUCCCACUGAUUGUACCCCUUAAAGUUAACUGUUUCUCUGAAAUGAAGUUAAGAGAGGCUUUUCCAUUUCCAAGGGGAAAGAAUCGACCAAUUGAACUUGAGAAGUCCCCUGCUCUCCCCUGCCGGCCAGGGCAGCUCCUCCACAGUCCAGUCUGCAGGGGCCAGACUCCCGGGCAGGUGAAUUGUCACGAGUUUGCCCUGGCCCUGGGACCACAGUCUAGCUCGGGGAACCCCAAGACUAUAUACCACCAGAGCUGCUGGUGGCUCACUGGUUUCCUCCCCAAGUCACCUAAAUAUCAGUUCACGUUUUGUUUUAUUGGGGUUCUAGCCUCUUGCUCCCCAAUAGAUUGGAGCCGCGUCUCCUUGCCUGUCUAGGCGCUCCUCUGGGCAGAUGCAUUGUGGAGUGUGGAGGAGUUUGCUGGAGCCCUGUGUCCGAGUUCCUGUUUUCUCUUCUGCUGAAUCUGCAGUCCUAGACUUGUGCAGGUGUAAGACUGGGGUUCACCUUCUCCCAAGCAUCAUUCCUCUAGCCCCGAUUUGUGGAGCCUUGAGAUGAUCUCCCCCAGUCACCUGCAGCUGGUGAGGCCUGGCAGAGGGACCACGGCCAGCGAGUACUCAUGGGACAUCGGGUGUGUGUGUGGAGGGUGAGGGCUUGGGGUGCACAGAGGACAUUAGCCAGGCUGGCGGCCUGGCUGGGACAGCAGCUUGAGAACCUAGGUGGUCUGCCCCUUCUGCCCAAGGGAAGACAGAGCAAAGUUGGGAAGGAUUUUGCUCACUGUCCUCCCCAGGUAUUAAGAGGGCAGCAGUGGAACAGUCUACGCCAAAGGAGGUGGUGAGUCCCUUCUACUGUAGUCGCUGUCACAACCUCGAUGUCUUUAAGCUAAUGACCGUUCACAUCUGUGUCUUCAAACAGCGCCUGGCUCACUCCGGGGCUUAGUGCAGGGUUCUGCCCACGAGGUGUCGCUGUCCACACGUCCCAACGUACUGUACCUGCAUAGAGCGCACUGCUUUGUUUCCACUGUUGUAGACACAACUAGGGAGAACUUUAUUUUUCAAUAAACUUUACUUGUGUGA